CCUGCGAAGCCCCAGUACGCAGGCGCGGAGCCUCCCCAUUGAGGGCACGUGUGACAAGGCUGCUGGUCCUAGUCGGAGCCCCAAAGGCAAGCAUUAGGUUUCCGGUUCCGGGAGUAACCAACCGCCGCAGAGGCGACAACUACUGUUUUGGAAGAGGCAGCGGUGGAGGAGGAAGAAGAGGAAGAGUGGAACGGGCGGGUGGCGCCAGCGGGAUCCUUCCCGUGGGUCCACGGGCCUAGAGCGGAGGAAGCCGCGGGCCUGGUGUCAAGCUGGCUUCUGCUCUGUCCCUGAAGCAUCUAUGGCUGAGGCCUGGCAGGACUGCCCAGCCCUGGGCCCUGGCUGGAAACGCAGAGUGGCCUUUCGAAAGUCAGGGGCCUCUUGUGGACGCUCAGACAUCUAUUAUCAGAGCCCUACAGGAGAAAAGAUCCGAAGCAAAGUUGAGCUGACUCGAUACCUGGGCCCUGCAUGCGACCUUACCCUGUUUGACUUCAGACAAGGCAUCUUAUGCCAUCCCAUUCCCAAGACCCAUCCCUUGGCUAUUCCCAGCAAGAAGAAAAAGAAAUCUUCUAAACCAACCAAGACUAAGAAACAACAAGUAGGGCCACAGAGAAGUGAGGUCAGGAGAGAGACUCCACAGGGCAAAAAUAGGACCACUACUGCCACAACUUUAGCUUCAUUAGCUGUGUCUGCGUCGACCUCUGCUUUUGCGUCUGCAUCUGCGUCUGCGUCUGCGUCUGCGUCUGCAUCUGCACCUGCACCUGGGAGCUGUGAGAAUUGUGGAAUCCAGUUGUCAUGGGAUAGUAUCAAAAGGCAGAGACUCAGGACAUUGUGCAAAGACUGCCGAGCACAGAGAACUGCCUUCAACCGAGAACAGAGAAUGUUUAAGCGAAUUGGCUGUGGGAACUGCACAGCUUGCUUGCUGAAGAAAGACUGCGGGGUCUGCUCCACCUGUUGCCUGCAGCUGCCCAGUGAUGUGGCCCUGGGGCUUCUCUGCAAGUGUGAGCAAAGACGCUGCCUACGGAUUGUGGAGAGGAGCCGAGGGUGUGGCGUGUGUCGGGGUUGUCAGACCCAAGAGGACUGUGGCCAUUGCCACAUCUGCCUUCGCUCUCCCCGCCCUGGUCUCAAGCGCCAGUGGAGGUGUUUGCAACGGCGCUGUUUUUGGCACGUUGCUCAUCGCUUCCAAGGCCACCCUCAAGGAUGUCAGCAGUGCCCUCCCCACGUUGCGGUAUCCCCCACUGGCAAACGUGAUUCUAGUAAGAGAGGCUCCAAAGUAGCUCCUCGGCGUCACUCCCAAGCCCCGCCACUUCCUCCACAUCCUGCAUCCCAGCACCCAGAGCCCACAGAGCUGCACAUCAGCGCCGUAGCACCCACCUCACCUGCUGAGUUCAUCUAUUACUGUGUAGACGAGGACGAGCUACAGCCCUACACGAACCAGCGGCAGAACCGCAAGUGUGGGGCCUGUGCAGCCUGCCUACGGCGGAUGGACUGUGGCCACUGCGACUUCUGCUGUGACAAGCCCAAAUUCGGGGGCAGCAACCACAAGCGCCAGAAGUGUCGUUGGCGCCAGUGCCUGCAGUUUGCCAUGAAGCGCCUGCUGCCCAGUACUGGGUCAGGGUCUGCGGAGGGAGCAGGAUUGCCUCCACAUCAUAAUCGAAAGAGGCCUGCUUCUGCUGGACAACUCCGACUGAACUCUCCCUUAAAGGCUGUGGUCACAACUCCCCCAGGCCCUGUCCAAGGUUCAAGAAAGAGGCAGUUGGGUACAGGCUCUGUACAGCCCCAACCUGACACAGACCUUGUGGUUUUACAAGAGGAUACCAGCAGUCUCAUGCAGGUGCCUGGCACUGCUGCAUCUUCCACAGAAGUCCCAGUGCACGAGGCCCAGUGCUCUGCCUCCAGUUGGGUUGUGACCUUACCCCAGGUGAAGCAAGAGAAGGCGGAUGCCCCAGAGGAGUGGACAGCAGUCACCACCUUCCUGACUUCUUCCACGUUGCAGUCUGGCUUCGCUGGCAAGGCGGCAGACCCAGACCUUCCACCUGUGAAACAAGAGCCCCCUGGCCCUGAGGAGAAUGGAGAAGAGAACAAAGAUUAUGUCUCUGAAUCAGCUCCAGCAGAGGAGAUAGGAGGAGCUGGCACACCAGUGAUCACGGAGAUUUUCAGCCUGGGUGGAACCCGCCUCCGAGAUGCAGAAGCCUGGUUGCCAAGAUCCAAGGACCUUAAAAAACCUGAAACUAAAAUGCAGUAGACUGGAGGCUUCUGCUGACUAUAGGACUGAAGGUGAUAUUGCAGACCGGCUUUAUGAGAAACAACCCUGAGCCUCCAGGGGCUGGACCUUGGCCUGGUUGCAGAGCUUGAGUGUGAAUCAACCCUAGGAGAAAAACCUACAUGCACAAGGAGCAGGCCUGCUCAGUCCUUGGACCUUAGAGGAAGCAAGCUGGAGAGGAAGAGAAAGAGUAGAAGGCUGGUAGAAAAUGUGCUCCUGCGAGGACCUCAGUGCCAUGAGAAGUUGGAUGGUAGGGAAGGAUAGCUGAAGCUACACACAACUCACACAAUGCCAUCUUCACAGUGUCUGUCGGUGGCUUCUGGGUGACCUGGCAGUGUGUCUGAGCAUUUUCUCAGGGAAACAGCAGUUGCAAUGCUAUGUGAAUAAAAAAAGGAAAGGAGCUGCUGUUUGCUGAGCUCCUCUGAGGAGCCAAGCGACACUUAACCGUCACAGUAGUCCUUAGGAACACACUGAUAUUAUGCACUUUUGCAGAUGGGUAAUAGAUUGAGAAGAGAUGGAUUUUCCCAGUGUCAAACAGUUGGUGUUGGUAGAGUCUAGAAACACGCGUAGGCUAUAAAAGCUUUGUUCUUUAAGCCACUAAACUGUUAACUGCAAUCUUCUGUGCAAUAAUGUAUAUUACAAUAACAGGUUUAGUGACAUUGAAAAUAGCAGUGGGUCAUUACCAACAUUGUAAGAGAUCCUUUACAUUUUGCCUCUGUCAUGGUUUAGGGAAUGCCCAGGCUAUGGGUGGAUGGGUCACCUUCUUGUUAGGCCCUAGAUGCUGCAUGGCUCCCUCUGUCCUUCCCCACUACUGGCCGACAGUUUGCUGUGCCCAGACACUCUCACUUCAGACAGAGCAGUGCUUGGAGCUAAAUCUGUCAGUGACCCCUUUUUUCCUGGCAGCCUCUUCUCUCUGAUGACCUUUGUGCUUGUUUCCUGCCCUCAGCCCAAAGGUUUGUUAGGAGGCAGAGUGAAUUGAUGCACUGAGUCCUGCCUGAGUACCAGUCUUGGCUCAGCCUUACCUCAUUUCUCAUCCUUAAAAUGCCAAAAAGUGUAAAGUUUGUUACUUAGCCAGCUGUACAGGGCAGAACUGAGGACCUGAGCACAUGUGUGUCCUGUGUACCCUGUGGGUUAGCUUUCUUCCAGCUCUGCUGCCUCAGGUAAUGCAGAUCUCGAUCACUCUCUUUAUUUCCAACUCACAAGACAGCUCUGCCACCAUGUUCGUCUGCCUUUGCCCUGCUUUGCCUCCAUGUGUCCUGGAUCGUGAUGCUGUUCUUAAACCCCUAGUACGCUCCACUUGUCCCUUGUAUCCUGGUAGCUUUGACAGUGGUGUGUUAAGGGACAUGUGCGUGGUUGGCAUUUGACUUGUGAAUGAAGAUUCUGACUACUAUAUGUGUUUGACUAGGGGACAAUCAAAAGAUCAGAACCACUACAACAAAGGCUGGUGUAUGCAUGUUAAGGACAUUUUGGGAGACGUCUUACAUUCUGUCAUUUAUAUAAAGUGCUGGGACUUAAAGUAUUCAGGAUGGGGAGCCAGGAAGGGUAGGUGGAUGGACACAUGGGAGCCCAUGAACAAGAGUUUGAAUUCAAGAAAAUGGCCUGGAACUCAUGCAGUGUCUCACGGUCUCCAGCUUCAGUGAUGUUGGUAUCCUGCAGAAGAAGCUAUUGUUCUUAGGAGCACCUGGCCUAGGACUAGAAGCUAAAGGAGGCUGGGCGAUGGUGGCGCACGCCUUUAAUCCCAGCACUUGGGAGACAGAGGCAGGUGGAUUUCUGAGUUCGAGAUCAGCCUGGUCUACAGAGUGAGUUCCAGGACAGCCAGGACUAUACAGAGAAACCCUGUCUCGAAAAACCAAAAGAAAAAAAGAAGCUAAAGGAGGAUCCCAGGGAGAGGGAGACUGUAGCAGCUGAAGGCCUGGCUGUAGGACUUGCUGUUCCCACGCCAAGGUGAGACAGGAAACUAAUGACAGCUUGUGUGAACUGCAGCAUGCUUGGUGUCCCUGCACCAGCCUCCCAAGUGGUAAGAACAGCUGCUGCUGCUUCACUUCUGCCAGCCACAGUGUUCCUGUGGAUGUUCUUAACUGGAAGUAAGAGGGGAAGGAUCCCAGCAAGCAUAGUCUAGUCAAGGUGACAUGGUAGAAAGCCAUGCUGCCAUGCUCAGCUCCCAAGGGCUCACCGCUCACCUGAGGAUCCGUAAGGCUGAAGACCAUGGAUUUCAGAAUGGUCCCAGCAAGUAACGAAAUCAUGUCAAGCUCGCCCAUAACAGUCUUGCUGGUGUCAGCUGUGCUGUGUCAUUCAUCCAAGUCUUGAAAGCUUGGCCCAUAGUUCUCACUGUACAUGAUACUGAGAUUCAGAAAUGCGAUUUUAUAAAAUGCAUCAAUAUAUAUUACAAGUGAUAAAACGAUCUCCAGUUUAUUAUGAACUUUGAUGCUAAAAUAUAGAAUUGAGUAUAUUGUGGGGAAGCCAGUCCUUUUUUUUUUGAGUUUUUUUUUUUGAAAGUAUAUAAGUUGGAAACAACUUAAUCAUUUCUAUUUCUAAGGUGUUCUAUUGUAAAAUUGUUUUAAAACAAA
Molecule: messenger RNA, 4827 nt
Organism: Mastomys coucha (southern multimammate mouse)
Lineage: Eukaryota; Metazoa; Chordata; Mammalia; Rodentia; Muridae
Product: cilia- and flagella-associated protein 53
Exons: 17
Coding region: 299-2242 (647 amino acids)
Molecular function (GO): zinc ion binding; DNA binding
Source: RefSeq, a predicted model, not a curated record